AGGGUCAACAGGUGAAAGUUGAAAGGUUUAUGCAUAUUCAACCGGAAGUGUAAAAAUCAAAACAAAUACUUGAACUUCCGCUAUGGCCGCCUCCAUGAAGAAAAGCAUGUCCAGCAAGAAAAGGAAAAUGGAAGAGUUGAGUGUUGAUGAGUUUAUGUUAGGAGACUUUGACAGUGACAGUGACAAAGAAGAUACAGCUGUUCACCAAAAACAGAAUCAGAAGAAAAGAAAAAAUGAAGGACUUAAAAAGAAAGAGAAACAAAUUGCUUCAAAACAGCAGAAGAAAUUACUAGAAGCCUCUGUAAAACAGAAGCAAACUAAAAUCACUGAUCUGAAAAAUACAAGCAAAACAAAGAAAACAUCAAAGACACACACACAGUCUUUAGAAGCAUUGAAGGAUAAAGAUCCAGAAUUCUAUGAGUUUCUGAAAGAAGAAGGCAAAGAUCUGCUGGCUUUUAAUGAGUCUGAUGAUGAAGAUAUGAGUUCUGAUGAUGAAGAUCAAGAUGAUGAAGUUCAGGAUGAUGACAGUGAUAAAGAGGAAGAUUAUGAUGAUAUACCAACAAGUAGUGACGAAGAGGGAGAUUUACAUCAACCUCCUCAGGAACUAGAGGUUGCCAGUGAUGUCAGCAUGAGUGAUGAAGAUGAAGAGGAGGAAGGAGGAGGGGAGGAGGAUGAUAAGGAGGAAGAAGAUAAACCAAAGAAAGAAAAGAAAAAGAAAGGCACUCUAGUAACCAGUAAAAUGAUCAAGGAUUGGUCUGAUACAGUACAGAAAACUCCAUCAGCAAAUGUAUUGAAGGAAAUGAUUAGUGCAUUCAGAGCAGCUGUACAUCAAGCAGGAAGUGAAGUGGAAUCUUCCAAAUAUAGAGUAGAGGGGAGUGCAGUUUACAACGCAGUAAUCAGAAUGUGUUUAACUUUAAUACCAGCGGCACUUCUGAAACAUUUAGGGUUACCACCCCUUACAGAUUUACAGAAGCCAGUACUUCCUUCAAAAAGCAAUACCAAGUGGAAGAAAAUUCGUCUGGAAAUUAAAUCUUAUCUGGCUGCUGUAUUACAGCUUCUGUCAGAAAUAACAGAGACUUCCAUGGUCAAUGUGAUGGUAAAGCAUGUCUUCAAACUAGUGGCUUACUAUGUAACAUUCCCAAAAAUUGCCAAAGCACUGUUAAAGAAAAUGACGAACCUAUGGAGUUCUGCUGAAGAGACAACAAGAGUGGUGGCUUUCCUUUGUAUCAACAGACAAGUCAUGAUAUCACAGGAAACUAUGUUAGAACCUUGUAUAAAACAAAUGUACAUAGCAUAUGUAAAGAACUGUAAAUUUACAUCUCCCACAACCCUUCCUUUGAUCAACUUUAUGCAGCGCUCCCUGGUGGAGAUCUUGACUAUAGAUACAGUAUUAGGAUACCAGUAUGCCUUUAUAUACAUCAGACAAUUAGCUAUACACUUACGUAAUGCUAUAACUGUCAAGAAGAAGGAAAAUGUGCAGGCAGUUUAUAACUGGCAGUAUAUUCAUUGUCUUGCAUUGUGGGUAAGAUUGAUGAGCGCCACCUAUCCUAGUGAAGUUCUACAACCCUUGAUCUACCCAUUAACACAAACAAUUAUUGGAACCAUUAAACUGACCCCUACAGCAAGAUAUUUUCCUCUACGUUUCCACUGUAUAAAGAUGAUGAACACGUUAUCAGAAUCUACAAACACCUUCAUACCGGUCCUGCCAUUCCUGUUAGAGGUUUUUGAGCUGACAGACUUCAACAAGAAGCAUAAAAGUAUCAGUUUUAAACCAUUAAAUUUUGCCUGUAUUCUGAAGUUAUCUAAAGCACAGCUGGUAGAGAAAUCCUUUAAGGAUGGCAUCAUUGACCAGUUAUAUGAACUGUUUAUGGACCAUUUUAACAUCCAUGCUCAUAAGAUUGGUUUUCCUGAACUGGUUUUACCAUCUAUACUUCAGGUAAUUUUAUAA
Mytilus trossulus (common blue mussel) is the source of this 1948-nucleotide messenger RNA. Its product is annotated as nucleolar complex protein 2 homolog. Gene Ontology annotation, molecular function: transcription corepressor activity; histone binding. Bases 83 to 1948 code for a protein of 621 amino acids. The record is from RefSeq and is a predicted model, not a curated record. The transcript is spliced from 14 exons. Gene Ontology annotation, cellular component: Noc1p-Noc2p complex; nucleoplasm; Noc2p-Noc3p complex. NCBI's taxonomy places the organism in Eukaryota, Metazoa, Mollusca, Bivalvia, Mytilida, Mytilidae. Gene Ontology annotation, biological process: negative regulation of transcription by RNA polymerase II; ribosomal large subunit biogenesis.